This is a messenger RNA of Dacryopinax primogenitus, 1395 nucleotides long. RefSeq lists its product as uncharacterized. The record is from RefSeq and is a predicted model, not a curated record. The transcript has a single exon. Lineage: Eukaryota; Fungi; Basidiomycota; Dacrymycetes; Dacrymycetales; Dacrymycetaceae. The coding region runs from base 456 to 1334 and encodes 292 amino acids.
GCAUACACAGUAUCAUCACCCGCUCAGACCCGACGCCAGGACCAGGACCGUUUGGACUGCGCAAGAGGCCGGAAGGGGCGAGGACUGCAACAUCUGGAGAUCAACCUUGGGCGAGGGAGAGGCAGAGAGAGCUAUCAGAAGCUCUUGAUGGCAUAGCAGAUGGGGACACUGCACGCAGAGAGAAAGCGGGGCAACAGGGCGAGGUCACAGACGGGCUAGAGGAGCAGCAGCAAGAGCCAGAGCAGGAGAACGAGCUCUUCUUCCCUGCUCCUGAAUCCCGUCUCGUGGUGAUCACGAUCAUCCUAGAAGCGCCAGUGGACUCGACGGACGAACUUACCAUAUUUGUCCUCCUGCCCACUCUGCUUUCCGCAAUCCACUCACCCGAGUCAUGGACCUCGCACUCCAGCACUGAUCCUACAGCUCCUCGUCCGGCUCUCGACUCCUCCGACGUAUUGAUGAUCCCUUGGGCUUCAUGGUGGGAUCGCACGCGGGUGCUUGACCACACCCACAACCCACGAGGCUACGUGGUCUACACUCAUGGAUAUCGAUACGUCACCUCACGCGAAUUUCUACCUCACCCACCGCCCGCAGGAACACUCAUCACCGCGGACCUGGUAUGGACGAGGGUAACGGUAAUGGACUUCAAUCCGCGCAUGACAAAAUGGAUCAUGGCGGAGAGGGAAAAGAGGCGAGAAAGGGCACGAAGUGAACAGGCUGCGAGGGCAAGAGCGGAGGCAAGCGGUGCGAACGGAGAGAGUGUUGCGGAGCGGGGCGUAACGGGGUUGAACGCGGAGACUGCAGAGUCUGGAUCUCACUCGCAGCUGGAUGGAGGUGGAAUGGAGAUGGAUGAAGUGCUCAGCGAAUGGGGCCAGCUUCAUGAGGACGAGGACGAGGACGGAAACGAUGACGAUGACGAUGACGAAGACGACGACGAUAUGGAGGAUGUGGAUGAAGAAGAGAAAGAAGAGGACGACUUGUUGUCAGACGAGGACGAGGACGAGGACGACGAUCAUCAAGCGGUGGUACCUGGAGACGCGGCGGGUCCGGGCUCUGCCGGUCCUGGGCCCGACGAACUACAGAUCAUCUCCGAGUCUCUUUCACCUACCUCUGCAUCGGCGACUCCCCGCCUGCCCGCCUUUGAGCAUCUGGUCACACGCCCGUACCCCAUCCUCCCUCAAAAUGUUUUCGUUGAACGUGUCUGUUCAGGUCUGCCGAUGAUCAUGCGGCAUCUCGAGGUCCCGGGAAUGUUCCAGGGCUUGUUUAUAGAUGGGGAGAGGGUGUUGGCCCUCGUGGAGAGGGAAGGAAGAGAGGUGCUCAAAGUGAACGUCUUUUAGAUGACAGAAGCAAGAUCGAGGGCGAUGCUCUAGGUUAGACAUGCACGUAACUUUAUCAAUU